AAACAGUCGACGUUUCGGGCCGAGACCCUUCAUCAGGACUGGAGAGGAAGAGGGCAGGAGCCAGAAUAAGAUGGUAGGGGGAGGAGUACACACAGACAAGUGAGCAGUGAGUCCAGGGAGAAGAUGGCUGCUGACACCAAGCACCAUUUUCUGAAAAUAACUGAAGAGCUGGAUGAAGAGGAGGUGAGGGACUUGAGGUUCUUGUGCAAUGACUACUUUCCAAUAGGCAAACCGAUGAAGAGUGCCCUAGACUUACUUGAAGCACUGCAGCAACAAAACCUGGACAUUUUUCCUGAACUCCUGUAUCGAAUUCAGCGAUUUAAAUUACUCUCUGAUCUAGGAAAGCGGAAGGCUGAAAUGGAGCAGCAUUUACAACAACCGGGAAAUUGUAAAAUCUCAACUUACAGAGUGCUGCUGUAUAACAUUUCCAAACAGAUUGAUAAUAACGAGCUUGAAAAGAUAAUUUUUAUAUCGAAUAUACCCAAGGGAAAAUGCCAGAACAUCAAGAAUUUGAUGGAUCUUUGCACUGAAUUGGAAAAAAAAGAGAAAAUUUCACCGAAUAACCUAACGCAUUUGCUGAGAAUCUUGGGGGUAAUUCAAAGAAGAGAUCUAAUAAAGAAAGUGGAAACUUAUCAAAAUGAGGCAAGAGUUACACUUCCACUUCAAGAAAGCAGGAAGCAACAAGGAUCUGAAAUCUGCACCCAAGAGAUGGACCAAAAUAUAAGAUGUCCUGCUCAGGUUGAUGCCAAGCAAGUUAUUUCAGCAGGAACCAACGAUCACCAAGAACCUCAGCAAGCAUCAUCCACUGUGGAUGACCCAACAGCUGAAAAUACUAACUUCGAGGGAGCAGCAUGUUCAUCUACAGAGCAAAAACCCAAUAGCAUUGAAAAUCUGGUGAGCGGUACAAGAGCAUUAUGUAUGGAACCUUCACAAGAAACCUCAACAGCCUCCUCAAUGGAUUCAGUGCCUGGCUCUCUUCCAAGUUCUGUGUGGAUGAUUUCAAACAACAAGGCAAGUCAACAAAACAUGCAGUCUAUUGAAGAAUAUAAAAUGGACAGUUCACCGCUUGGAAUUUGUCUAAUAUUAAACAAUAAAGUGUUUCCUGGGACAAACUACAAUCAAAGAAAUGGGACAGAUUGUGAUGCAGAGAAAUUGGAAGAAGUGUUUACAAAUUUAGGGUUUGUCGUGCAAAGACAUGAUAACUUGACUGUGCAAGGAAUGCUGGAAAAAUUGGAAGCGUACAAGAAGUACGAUCAUAACAACAGGGAUUGUUUUGUGUGUUGCAUCCUCUCCCAUGGUGAAAAAGAUGUAGUUGUGGGAACUGAUGGAAAGCAUCUUCAGAUCAAAGACAUAAGGAGCUUAUUUUCAGGGUCUCAGUGUCCUUCACUGCUGCAAAAACCCAAGAUCUUCUUCAUUCAAGCUUGUCAAGGUUUAAGUUCACAAAAAGCCUGCUUCAUCACCAGCAGCGACUCUGACCUCGAAUCGGACGCAUUACCACACUCAAUCCCUGAGGAUAGGGAUUUUUUAAUUGUAAUGUCUACAGUUCCUGAGUGCGUUUCAUAUAGGACAAGGAAAGGCUCUUGGUUCAUUCAAACCCUGUGUAGCUGUUUAGAAGAAUAUUGCUCCAGAAAAUAUGACCUGCUUUCAAUUCUGACUGAAGUGAAUCGAAGAGUAAGUGAGAUGCAUCCGAAUAUUAAGCAAAUCCCAGAGCCUCGAUUCACCCUAUCCAAGAAGCUUGUAAUUUUGCCCCCAUAUCUUAGGACAAACAGCUGAUUCAACUUCAGUUUCAUAAAAAUUAAAAUAUUGUAUAAAGCUUAUAAGUAAUUAAAAAGUUGCAGGUGAAGAAAGGGUUGUCGAAGGCUUGUGCUACCAGAAGAAUACACUGUGUAUUUAACACAUCUGUUCAAAAUCAAUGGCUUUGAUUGCUGAGCAAGUGAAAGUUAAUUCAGGACAAUAGGACUUUUACAAAAGACUACCAGUGAUACAUAAACUUUGAUGAACUCAGAAUGUUCCUUUGAUUCUAUCUGUUGGCAUUAAGUCUGAGAAAAUACUUGCUGCCAAAUCAUAUGCUCUAUAAAAUAAAGAGUGACUGCAGACAUACUAUUGACUUCCCAGUAGAGUCCAGUUCCACUGUUUUACUCUGCCACCACUUAUUGCCCGUGCCUAAUUGCCCUUGAGGUGAUGGUGAGCCACUUCCUUGAAUCGUUGUACUCCUUCUGGGCUACUGGGUAGGGAAUUCUGGGAUUUAGACCAGUGACGAUGAAGGAAGGACACUAUAUCUCAAAGUCAGGAUGGUGGUGUGGCUUCAAAGGAAACUUGCAGUACAGUCCUUGAAUAUGUUGGUCACAGAAGUUGCGGUUUUGGGAAAUGUGAUAAGAAUAGCCGUGGUGGUGCAUUUUGUAAAUAGUAACACUGAAGCCACACUAUGCCAGAGGUGGAGGGAAUGAGUGUGGAUGGGGGCUGUUUCAAGAGGGCUGUUUCAUCCCAGAUGGUGUCAAACCUCUUGAAAGUUAUUGAAGCUGCACUCAUCCAGCUUAGUGGAGAAUACUCCAUCACACUCCUGACUUGUAGAUGUAGAUGUGGAAAGACCAUGGGGUGUAAGACACUGAGUAACUCAAUGCAAGGUACGUAGCCGCUGACCUGCAAUCGUAGCCAUUGUAUUUGUAUGGCUGAUUCAGCUGAGUUUCUGAUCAACGGUAACCCCCAGAAUGUUGAUGGUGGGGAACAUGAAAGUGAGAAUCAUAGAACCAUAGAACAAUACAGCACAAUACAGGACCUUCGGCCCACCAUGUUGUGCUGCCCUUCAAACCACACCUAAGACUAUCUAACCCCUUCCUCCCACAUAUCCCUCUAACUUAAAUUCCUCCAUAUGCUUACCUAACAAUCUCUUGAACUUGUCCAAUGUAUCAGCCUCCACCACCACCCCAGGCAGCGCAUUCCAUGCACCAACCACUAUCUGGGUGAAAAGCCUCCCUCUGACAUCACCCUUGAACUUCCCACCCAAUACCUUUGUUAUGGACUCAGUGAAAGUCCCUUUAAGAUAGAGAGUGUGUGUGUAUGUGUGUGUGGGGCGUGCUUACGUCAAUAGAAGAUAAAGGACGUAAUGACGUGGUUGAAGAAGGAAGGAGAAGUAGGAGAGAGAGAGAGAGAAGGGAGAGAGACACCAGCCUGCUUGUUUUCUCUAUCGAUGGAUGAGAAACAAUAACUGUGUUUGCCACUGAAAUCCAUGUAUGGAAGUUGGAAGUAAUCCGGUGGAGUUCACUUUGUUGCUGACCUGUAGAGGGAAACAGGUAUUUGUGUGUGGACGACCACGAUUCUGAUGCUUUUCGGGGUGAGGAAGUCACUACCGAGUAAACACUGAAGUGUCGUUUGGGUUCCAUCGUGGAACAUUUGGAUUUCGUAUGUACUCUCUCUAUGUUUUUCUACAUCUACAUCUUAUCUUCUGACAAGGGUGGUUGUUGAAGAAGCCCUUGCUCAUGUUUCACCUUAUGGCUUGCGGAACUGAACUUUAAGAACCAUUCCGGAACUUGGAGUUUGGGACUUUGUCACACA
Messenger RNA from Pristis pectinata (smalltooth sawfish), 3552 nucleotides. RefSeq names its product caspase-8-like. Gene Ontology annotation, biological process: proteolysis; regulation of apoptotic process. Lineage: Eukaryota; Metazoa; Chordata; Chondrichthyes; Rhinopristiformes; Pristidae. Bases 124 to 1773 code for a protein of 549 amino acids. The transcript is spliced from 11 exons. The record is from RefSeq and is a predicted model, not a curated record. Gene Ontology annotation, molecular function: cysteine-type endopeptidase activity; protein binding.